Messenger RNA from Carya illinoinensis, 909 nucleotides. RefSeq names its product protein RALF-like 34. The record is from RefSeq and is a predicted model, not a curated record. The coding region runs from base 216 to 611 and encodes 131 amino acids. NCBI's taxonomy places the organism in Eukaryota, Viridiplantae, Streptophyta, Magnoliopsida, Fagales, Juglandaceae. The transcript has a single exon.
GUUUCACGGUGAACGAGGUAAACAACGCGUAGUAUCCGCAGCAUUGAUGACGUACAGCUGUAACCUAAUCAAUUUCUCUAGCCUUUCCCUCACAGCUGCAUGUGACUGAUCCCCUUUGUCCCCUGCUCCACUCUCUCUGAUCUCCUUCUACAGACGCAUGCUUCUCCAUCCCCUCUCUCUCUGACCCCUCUAUUCCUCAUACUCUGUGGAUUUCCAUGGCGUCCCCAGCUCUUCCCAAGCUUCUCAUUCUUUUCUUACUCUUUGUUCUGGUCAAUUUGGGUCCCUCUGCUCGGGCUCAGCUCGAGGAGACGAGCUUGAAGCUGAUGACGGACGCGUUUGAGUGGCCGACGACAAUGCCAUCACUCUACGACGAGUUCGAAGACGAGGGGGAUGAUGAGGACGGCAUGGACAGUGGGUCGUCUGGCCGUAGGUCUCUGUUCUGGCGGAGAGUUAUGAAGUACUACAUUUCGUACGGCGCGCUCACUGCCGACAGAAUCCCAUGCCCGCCCCGCUCUGGGAGAUCCUACUACACCCCCAACUGCUUCAAGGCCAGGGGCCCUGUUCACCCUUACACCCGAGGCUGCUCCAGAAUUACCCGCUGCAGGAGAUGAGUGAUCGAUGAGGUAUAUUUGGGUGCUAAAAUGCUUAAUUAAUUAUGGAUUCUAUUAUGUUCAUGGCUAUAUGAGUUUUUGUUUCUGGGUUGGGCUGCGAAUGUUGAUUUAGCAGUUUGAGUAGUGUGAGCUUUGGGUAUUUACUAGGUGAGUUGUUGAUGGCAUGGGUUCGAUGCUUCGGGACCAUAUAUGCAUUUGUAUUAUUCUCCAAAGUGUGUAAGUCUAUGUGCUUAGACGCUUGAAUGUGUAUGGAAAUUAAACCUGGUUAUUGCUUAUAAAUUGAGGCAUCUUCGUUUCA